AUGGAGAAUGAUAUGGAAGAGAAGUUUGAAGAUUGGAAAGGUAAAGAGGCAAUCCCAGGGAAACAUGGUGGGAUCAGAGCUGCAUCUAUUGUUUGUGUUGUGGUGAUGAUGGAGAACAUAGUGUUCAUAGCUAAUGGAUUCAAUUUCGUGAAAUAUUUCAUGGGAUCAAUGCAUUAUACACCAGCCACAGCAGCAAACAUGGUCACUAAUUUCAUGGGAACAUCGUUUUUACUCACUCUUUUUGGUGGUUUUAUCGCUGACUCUUUCGUCACUCAUUUCACAACUUUCAUCGUCUUCUGUUGCAUUGAACUCAUGGGAUUGAUCUUGUUGACGUUCCAAGCUCAUAACCCUAAGUUACUGCCUGAAAAAGAUAAAACACCUUCAACUCUUCAAUCAGCGAUUCUUUUCACAGGACUCUACGCAAUGGCUAUUGGUACGGGCGGUUUAAAGGCAUCGUUGCCUAGUCAUGGAGGCGAUCAAAUUGAUAGAAGAAAUCCAAGACUGAUCUCAAGAUUCUUCGAUUGGUUAUACUUCUCUAUAUGCUCUGGAUGCCUCUUGGCCGUAACCGUUGUGUUGUGGAUCGAGGAAAAGAAAGGGUGGAUAUGGAGCUUCAAUAUAUCCGUUGGAAUUCUAGCGACGGCGCUGUGUAUUUUUACUGUAGGGCUACCGUUUUAUCGGUUCAAGCGUCCUAAUGGAAGUCCGUUGAAAAAGAUUGCAAUUGUGAUUAUUUCUGCCGCAAGAAACCGAAAUAAAUCUGAUUUGGAUGAAGAGAUGAUGCGAGGUCUUAUCUCUAUCUACAAGAACAAUAGUCACAACAAGUUAAAGUGGAUAGAUAAAGCAACGUUGAACAAAAACAUCUCAGAAACAGAAGUUGAAGAAACAAGAACGUUUUUGGGUCUUCUACCAAUCUUUGGUAGCACAAUUGUCAUGAGCUGCUGCGUGGCACAACUCUCUACCUUCUCCGCACAACAAGGAAUGCUCAUGAACAAGAAACUCUUUCACUCUUUCGAGAUCCCCGUACCUUCUCUCACCGCCAUUCCUCUCAUCUUCAUGCUCUUAUCUAUACCUUUAUACGAAUUCUUUGGAAAAAAGAUCUCAUCAGGCAACAACAAUAGAUCAUCCAGUUUCAAUUUGAAACGCAUUGGACUCGGCCUAGCUCUCUCUUCGGUUUCAAUGGCGGUUUCUGCCAUCGUAGAGGCCAAGAGGAAACAUGAAGUGGUUCAUAACAACUUCAGAAUCUCUGUUUUGUGGCUAGUGUUUCAGUAUCUGAUGCUAAGUGUCUCUGAUAUGUUGACUUUAGGAGGGAUGCUAGAGUUCUUUUAUAGAGAAGCUCCGUCGAACAUGAAGAGCAUAAGCACGGCUUUGGGAUGGUGUUCAACCGCAUUAGGUUUCUUUCUUAGCACAACUCUUGUAGAGGUUACAAAUGCCGUCACGGGAAGGCUUGGCCAUCAAUGGCUUGGUGGGGAAGAUCUCAACAAGACAAGGCUUGAACUUUUUUAUGUGCUCUUGUGUGUUCUUAAUACUCUUAAUCUUCUGAACUAUAUUUUUUGGGCAAAGAGAUAUUAA
Arabidopsis thaliana (thale cress) is the source of this 1566-nucleotide messenger RNA. Its product is annotated as Major facilitator superfamily protein. The record is from RefSeq and is marked reviewed. Lineage: Eukaryota; Viridiplantae; Streptophyta; Magnoliopsida; Brassicales; Brassicaceae. Gene Ontology annotation, cellular component: membrane. Bases 1 to 1566 code for a protein of 521 amino acids. Gene Ontology annotation, molecular function: transmembrane transporter activity. The transcript has 4 exons. Gene Ontology annotation, biological process: transmembrane transport.